Molecule: messenger RNA, 249 nt
Organism: Pieris macdunnoughi
Lineage: Eukaryota; Metazoa; Arthropoda; Insecta; Lepidoptera; Pieridae
Source: the annotation of a GenBank genome assembly
AUGGAGGCUUUACCAGCAUUAGUGGAUAGCGUGAGGGCGAUACAGACAAAGCUGGUGGAAUUGAGAACUAUUAGAGAGGAAUUUUCGGACAUGAAAGCAAUUAUCAAUAAUCAGAAUUAUAAUUUGAAAGUUGAUGAUGACCUGAAAGUGAAGAAGUCUUAUUUCAGGCAUGUAUUCAACGCAAAAUAUAACCUUUCAUUUGGAACUCCGCCAACGCCAACUCUACCGACGUUUGUGCAACUUGUAUAA